AUGAUUAAGGACUUGAUCUUCGAACGCAUCAGUAAAUGUCCCAAGCCUGAUGGUGUUCAGUAUACCUAUGGUACUGCAGGCUUCAGAAUGAAGGCGGACUUGUUGGAUUACGUCAAUUACACCGUAGGGAUCUUAGCCCUGUUGAGAUCCAAGUUCUUGCAAGGACAGGCUGUGGGAGUGAUGAUCACUGCUUCUCACAACCCUCCAGCGGACAAUGGUGUGAAAGUUGUAGAUCCAAUGGGCAACAUGUUGGAAGCAUCGUGGGAGAAGUACGCUACUGACUUGGCCAAUGCUGAUCACUCAAAAUUGGCGGAUGCCGUGGAGAAAUUGGUAAGAGAAUUGUCAAUCGAUUUGAAGAUUCCUGCUAAAGUCUUGAUCGCCAGAGACUCGCGUGAGUCUUCUCCUCGUUUGUCCGAUGCUACCAUUGCAGGUGUCGAGUCGAUUCCAGAGUCGUCUUUUCUUGACUUUGGUUUGUUCACAACGCCUCAAUUGCAUUAUGUCACACGUGCUACCAACGAUCCUUCGUUCGGUCAGGUUCUGGAGCAAGGAUAUUAUCAGAAAAUGGCAGACGCAUUUAAAGAGAUCUUCAGGCAUGGUGCGAAUGACAAGGUAGAGGUGACGGUUGACUCUGCAAAUGGUGUAGGUGCCCCAAAGGUGAGGGAUCUCUUUGAGAAAUACUUGAGCGACGAAAUUACUUAUUCGUUUGUCAACAGCGCUUACGAUAAGCCUGACUUGUUGAAUGUCGAGUGCGGUGCUGAUUUCGUCAAAACUAACCAGAGACUUCCAAAGAAUGUCACCCCAAAACCGGGUAAAUUGUACGCGUCUUUUGAUGGUGAUGCUGACAGAUUAAUUCACUACUACGAGACUGAGGAUGGGACUUUCAAAUUGUUGGAUGGUGACAAGAUUGCCACUCUUAUUGCCUUGUUCUUGCAAAGAUUGUUGUCUAAGGUGGACACUUCAAAGCUCCACUUGGAUAUUGCGGUGAUCCAAACGGCGUACGCCAAUGGAUCUGCAACUAAGUACGUGAGUGAUGUGUUGAAGUUACCGGUUCGUUGCACUCCUACUGGUGUAAAGCAUUUGCAUCAUGAAGCUGAAAAGUACGACAUUGGUGUUUACUUUGAGGCCAAUGGCCACGGUACUGUGAUUUUUUCAAGGGAAGCAGAGCUGAAAAUCUUUACCUAUGAAGCUAGCUCACCUGAGGAAUCGGAGGCCGUGAAGGUACUUCAGCAGUUCACCAAGUUGAUCAACCAAACGGUGGGUGAUGCCAUUUCUGAUUUGUUGACAGUGUUGGCUGUACUCCACUACUUGAAAUUGUCACCAGAGCAAUGGGACCAUGAGUAUACUGACUUGCCUAAUAAGUUGGUGAAGGUGAUUGUGCCUGACAGAACGUUGUUCAAGACUACAAACGCUGAAAGGACGUUGGUGGAACCCGCGGGCAUGCAAGAUAAGAUUGAUGAGAUAGUGUCUAAAUACGCAGACGGAAGAUCGUUUGUGAGAGCUUCGGGAACUGAAGAUGCUGUGAGAGUGUAUGCUGAAGCUGCCACCAAAGAGGAGGCCCAACAAUUGAGCGACGAGGUGUCAGCCUUACUAAAAUGA
Molecule: messenger RNA, 1596 nt
Organism: Candidozyma auris
Lineage: Eukaryota; Fungi; Ascomycota; Pichiomycetes; Serinales; Metschnikowiaceae
Gene: AGM1
Product: phosphoacetylglucosamine mutase PCM1
Exons: 1
Coding region: 1-1596 (531 amino acids)
Biological process (GO): UDP-N-acetylglucosamine biosynthetic process; carbohydrate metabolic process
Molecular function (GO): magnesium ion binding; phosphoacetylglucosamine mutase activity
Source: RefSeq, a predicted model, not a curated record